AUGGCAAGCGGACAGGAAAACAAGAAAGGGUUUCUCAAUUAUCCGGAGGCCAAGAAAGGGCAAGUGGGCUUCUUUCUAGACGAGGUGCCGUACAAAAGUGAGAGGAAGGAGAGCCCGGCCGUCCGAGGCAUCUUCGUCCACAUCUCUGCGCUGAUUCUUGAAAACAUCGCGCCCAUCCGCCACAAGGUGUGGGAGAACGCCGGCUUUGCCGACCUCCGCGCCAUCCGGACCUAUCUCGAAUACUAUGAGCCGAGAUACGAUCCUACCGUCGUCCCCGGUGCCAACUUGUCGUCACCGUUCGAGAGUAAAGAUGACCCUCCCGAACCGGCACCGUCCCGGAUGAAGCGAGGCCCGCAUGGAUACUAUUCUGUAGCUGAUUAUCAAGCUCUGUACCUUUCCGGGGAGUUGACGCCGACGGCUGUGGCGAGGGCCUUGCUCUCACUUGUUCGGAGAGAUAUCUCACCUCCGGGUUCGCACUCCAUCGGCUGGUUUGAUACUCGUGUCGACCUAGUCAUGGCUGCCGCUGAGGCUUCAGCUCUACGCUAUAAAAACAAAGCCCCUUUGGGACCUCUAGACGGUAUUCCUGUCGCUAUCAAAGAUGAGUAUGACAUUGAAGGGUACACAACGUGUUUGGGAUCUGUCAAUGACUACACUGGUAAGGUACCUGAUGGAGAAUCCAUCACCGCUUGGUGCGUGAAGAAGAUAGAGGAAGCAGGUGCUGUCAACUUGGGCAAGCUUUCUAUGCAUGAAUUUGGCUUAGAUACGUCUGGGAACAACCCUAUUUAUGGAACACCACCAAAUCCUUACAACUCGGAUUACUACACGGGAGGCUCGUCAAGUGGCUGUGGGUAUGCUGUUGCCAGUGGACUUAUCCCCAUUGCCCUUGGCGGCGAUGGCGGUGGCAGUAUUCGCAUUCCUGCGUCGUUCUGCUCGGUCUUCGGUUUGAAACCAUCCCACGGGCGUCUCUCCUUCAAGCCGUGUAUGAACCAUUCAUCUACAUGCGCUGUCAAUGGUCCCAUCGCCGCGGAUAUCGCUUCGUUGACAGCGUUCUACCAAGUCCUCGGAGCACCAGAUCCAUCAUCCAUAUUUCCCGCUCCAUCUCUGACCAUCCUGUCGCCAUCCCUCCGGAAGAACAGGGUACUCGGUAUACCCGAAGCAUGGUUCGCCCGCGCUACGCCUGCUAUCCAAAGACUGUGUAGAUCAUUGAUAGACAAGAUGACCACAGUCCACGACUACACCAUCGUCCCUAUCACCAUCCCAUUUCUCUCCGAAGGUCAAAUCGGCCACGCCAUGACUGUCCUCACCGACGCGGCCACUCUCCUCCCCGUAACACGCAACCUCACCGCCGCAAACCGCAUCAUGAUCGCGCUCGGCACCGUCACGCCAGCCACCGACUACGUGCUGGCCCAGAAACUUCGCCAGCUGCUCAUGCAGCACCUCGCCUAUCUGUGGCAACAAUAUCCCGGGAUGGUCAUCACGACGCCGACAACCUCCUGCGCGGGCUGGAAGAUCGGAAACAAGAACGAGCUGACGUACGGCAUCAGCGAUGGGAAUAUGACGUUGAAGACGAUGGAGUACGUCUGGAUGGCUAAUUUCUUGGGCUUGCCGAGUCUGAGCGUACCCGUCGGGUAUGUGAGGCCAGAGGGUGGGCAGGGGGCGGGCGAGGAGGCCGAGGAAAGUACGGAGGGCAAAGUGCCGGUUGGUCUGAUGGCCAUGGGCGAGUGGGGGGCGGAAGAGGAGUUGCUGAGGUGGGGAGCUGAGGCUGAGGAGGUCGGCAGCGAGAGGAGGAGGCGGCCGCCGAUCUGGGUGGAUGUUGUGGCGAGGGCAAAGGAGGAGAUGUCGAGGGGCUUAGAUAAUCACGCAGAAGCAGAAGCAGUCACAUUUCGCAUUACCAACUGCUCGAAUCCCACUCUCGCUUGCGCCCAUAGGAUCGCCACGUCCCUGAACAUGGUCGGUCGGAGAAAUCAGCCGCCAGUCGUUCUCCACGUACCAACGCAUGAGAGUUCCCCGAUCACCACGACGCAUUCUGUCCGUUCUCUCCAUUCCAUCUCACCCACCGACGUCACGUCGCAAAUCCAUUUUCUCCGACCCAAACCAGAAUUCAACGAUAAUAACAACAACAACAACGGUAAUGCACUAUCAGCCACCAUGCCCUGGCCCCGGCCUCUCGAGUUCGGGCUGGUAGGGUAUCACCAUACCCCUCGUCAUCACUCACGCUCGAUCAAUGAACGAGAUGUGCUGUCUGUCUUUGCCAUUCCACCGGAUGAUGGUUCCUCAUGUCCGGAUCCACUGCACGCUGAAGAAGAAGCCGCCGCCUCGGCACACAGCAUGAAGAUGAAUGAAGCUUCGCAGUGCCUGGCCCGCCAGAUUUCCUGGGGGUACAACUGCGAACCGCUGGACUGGCACUGGCACUGGCACUGGCACUGGAACCGAGACGAGAUGACACAGGCGGUGCAGGUGCAGGUGCAGGUCAAUGUCGAUGUCAAUGUCAAUGUCAAUGUUGAUGUCAAGGUCAAGGUCAAUGUCGAGAUCAAUGUCGAGGUCGUGUGA
This is a messenger RNA of Drepanopeziza brunnea f. sp. 'multigermtubi' MB_m1, 2550 nucleotides long. Lineage: Eukaryota; Fungi; Ascomycota; Leotiomycetes; Helotiales; Drepanopezizaceae. The record is from RefSeq and is a predicted model, not a curated record.